AAAAUUUUUGGUUUUUAGGUAUUUCUGACAAGAAAUAAGAUACAUGUUUGAUAUUUCUUUCAAGUUGCUUAUAUAUUGUUAUACCUAUACAUUUUCAUCAACUUACAAGACAAGUUGAAACUCACCGUACGAUUUAAAAAUAAGUAUUAUCAAAUACCAAUAUUAUAUUAUCAUUAUUAUAUUAUUAUUAUUAUUAUUAUUAAUACAUGGAUAGAUAAAAAGUAUUGUUAUUUUUUCUCGAUCAGGAUAGGGGUGUAAUGUGUAAUGUCUAUCUCUUUCUCUUUGUCAAUGGUUUAUCACUUUUUAAACUUCGAUGAGUACCUACUUUACAUUUGUAUGACUAUUAGGUUAAAACACGAGUAUUUGUUCGUUCAGUCUCCACUUUAUUUUGUAGAUCUAUCCCCACAUGAAAUUAUUUUGAAGAAAAUUUAGGUACGACUCCCAAUAUGUGGGUGAGUGGGUGACUUUUUCAAAGCGCUUUCAUCCCACUCACGGUAAAAUGUCGAUAAAAGAUAAAAUUCCAAAAUAUAAUAGCUAAUAUAGUAAUAUUCUAUACUACACGAACAGUCAUAUUGUGGCAGCAACAGUUAUCAUUGUUGUCCGUGUCACGAGGUCAUGGUGCCUGUACAUAAAAUCGCGUACGGCGUAUCGAUGCUCGUCAAACACGUGUUCGAGACGCGUCAGUUGUUGGAAAGGAGCCUGCAGAAAACCGACCAUACCGUACAAAAGUCCGAAAUCCAAUUGAGACUGAGGGCCGCCGCUGCCGAGGCGAAGCAUCUGGCCGGUAAGCUGACAUUUUUGGUGAUUGACGUGAACCACACCACGGGCACACCGGAUCAGAUAGAAAUGCUCAUCAACGUCUAUGACGCGUGCUUCAGACGUUUCAAGAAGAUCAUGAAAAUCGUGCGCCGGAUCGAAAUGCCAGAGCAGAGGGAAAAAUUAUGAUAAUGAUCGUUGCGGCCUUUCGACGACGGAUCAAAAUUGAGAUAUUAAAUGAAUAUAAUAUAAUAUUACAUGAUGAUAAAGAGCAAAUAUUAAUCUAAAAGGUUUCGAUAAUUUUACAGUGUUCGGAACGUUCACUAAAAAAAAUGAACUCGUUCACGUUUACGUUCGUGUUUUUUU
Molecule: messenger RNA, 1122 nt
Organism: Acyrthosiphon pisum (pea aphid)
Lineage: Eukaryota; Metazoa; Arthropoda; Insecta; Hemiptera; Aphididae
Exons: 2
Coding region: 616-945 (109 amino acids)
Source: RefSeq, a predicted model, not a curated record